UGCAAGACCGCUAGGUAAGAGAUGGCCAGAGUGCUAAGGACCAGCAGCGGCUGCAUCUUAAGAAACCUCUAAACUCUACAAGACUGGAACUACAGUAAGACCAAGCUAUGGGCCAAGUGGAGCUGAUUUGGGGUGCCUUUUCCUUGAUGAUGCUGGGGGCCCUUAUCAGCAUGUGCAUGAAAUGUCAACAGACUGGGAGUAAACAGGUGAAGGCAAAUGUGGACAGUCACAGAACUCAAUGUGAAGACCGAGAGGAUUUUCAACAACUUCCCUAUUUAAGUUCAGCGUCAAGACAGCCACAGGUGAAAGGGAUGUACGGUAUGGCAAGACCAAGCCAAAGCAGAGAACUUUCCAGUUUAAAUGAUCUUGAAACCUGCAGCCAGUCCAGAUAUCAAAACAUCAUAACAGAGAUACAAACAGAGCAGGACCCUACUUAUGUUGAGCCCAUCUCUUCAGAUCAUUACUACAAUUCCCAAAAAGUCACAAGACUAUCAAGUGAAGACAGUUCCAAUGGAUACCAAAAUGUGACUGGGACACUCAAAAGCAGUGGACAUGUUUUGGCAGACAUAGACAUCUAUGAGAACAGCCUAGCAAUCCAGAUAUGGAAGCAUUCGCAGAUUUCAGAAAGCUCCAAUGUGAAUUUUGAGGAAGAACCUACUUACAUCAAUACAGAAUCAUAUAGCAGGCAAAAUCUUUCCACCUGUGAUUAAAAUCUUCAAGGGAUGAAAUCCAAGAGGAGGAGUUAGAGGCCUAAAGCAUCCCAACCCAACACACCAGAAGACUGGAUAACAACACUGGACUAUUCUACAGGGCUGUCCUACGUCGCUCCUUACAGCUCCUCCUUGCCCUGCCUAUCAGCAUCAUAUUUCUGUCUUACUUUGCAGACGGGGCAUAAUUCAUCACUAUCUCCCAGAGAGUGAAUCUUGAUUUUGAAAAUAUUUAUGAAGCAUUCACGGGCUUCAUCUGCUCAUAUUGGUAGGAUCAUUUUUAGAAAUCUGCAGAAAUGACAAGCCUCCACACUAUUAAAAAAUAAAAUAAA
Messenger RNA from Python bivittatus (Burmese python), 1039 nucleotides. The record is from RefSeq and is a predicted model, not a curated record. Lineage: Eukaryota; Metazoa; Chordata; Lepidosauria; Squamata; Pythonidae.